CCUUUGGUGCUUAUAUAAAGCCUGUGGAUUUACAGGGAGGAGGGAGAGCCUAAGCGGUGUGGGCAAUGAAAAGGCAAGGGAGGGACUCUGCUCUCAUCUUCUCACUGGAGUGAUGCUUAUUGGGCACCUGUAAUGGUGGUGAUGUGAUUACUACUGAUUUGGAGGCUUUCGGAUUUUGUUCUCGUCACUGGUGAUUAUAAAAACGAGCGCAAGAAAGAGAAGAAUGAAUAAAAGAACAGGAAUUAAAUUAAGUAAUAAGAAAUUGGAGUUGGGAGUUUGGUGCUUGAGGGCAUUCUGCUCUUCUUGAUAAUUUGCGAAUCUACAGGUUUUGCUGCUGUGUGUAUGCCCAUUUUAGCUGCGGACUUUGUGGGUUUUGCCUCUGGUUUGGGAAACACCAACGCUUGCAGCUUUGACUCUUUAAACCCUAAAUUCCAAUUCUCUAUGCUUGUGCGGGAAAAAAAAAUCGUUCCUUACAUUUUCCCCCUUCCUGACUAUCUCUACUUCAAAGAUUCCAUCUUUUUCCCCUGCAGAGAUUUUAUUUUAUCGUCUUUAUAAGAUCCCAUAGAGAAGCUUUCAUUAGAUUUCAUGUUCUUCUGAUGAUUUGCGUUUAAGGAAGUGGUGAGGUGUUGAGGUCUCAGUACUUGAAAACUGAUCUGCAAAUUUCUUUCAAAAUGAAGUAUAUGAAGCUUGGAUCAAAGCCUGACGCCUUUCAGUCGGAUGGGAACAAUAUCAGGUUUGUUGCUAGUGAAUUGGCAACAGACAUUAUUGUUAAUGUGGAUGACGUCAAGUUUUACCUUCAUAAGUUUCCCCUUUUGUCGAAGAGUCCCCGCCUUCAGAGGUUGGUUGUCGCCACCGCAAGUGAGGAAAGCAGUGAUGAGAUUGGAAUUCCCGACAUCCCAGGUGGCCCUGCUGCAUUUGAGAUUUGCGCGAAAUUUUGCUAUGGCAUGAUUGUCACCCUCAACGCAUAUAAUGUUGUCGCAGCUCGCUGUGCAGCAGAAUAUCUUGAAAUGCAUGAAACUGUUGAGAAAGGGAAUCUCAUCUACAAGAUUGAUGUGUUUCUCAAUUCUAGUGUUUUCCGCAGCUGGAAAGACUCGAUCAUCGUGCUCCAAACCUCAAAAUCCUUGCAACCUUGGUCAGAAGACCUCAAGGUGGUUAGCCGCUGCUUGGACUCAAUAGCUUCCAAGGCUUCUAUUGAUCCUGCAGAAGUAGAAUGGUCUUAUACAUAUAACAGAAAGAAACUCCCAUUGGAAAAUGGCGUAGAUACUCAAUGGAACGGCGUUAUUAAGCAACAAUCUGUGCCUAAAGACUGGUGGGUUGAAGAUCUCUGUGAGCUUGAAAUGGACUCCUAUAAACAAGUUAUAAUGGCCAUAAAAUUCAAGGGUAGAAUAUCUGGUGAAGUAAUUGGAGAAGCUUUAAAAGCUUAUGCUUACAGAAGAUUGCCGGGCUUCAGCAGAAUAACUUUGACAAAUGGAGAAGAUUUUGCGAAGUGUCGGACUUCACUGGAAACCAUUGUAUGGUUACUUCCUACCAAGAGAGGAUCAGUAUCGUGCAGUUUCCUACUGAAACUGCUGAAAGCAGCAAGCUUUCUUGAUUGCAGUGAAAAUUGCAGGAAAGAAUUGAUCAAGAGAACAGGACAGCAGUUGGAAGAAGCAUCAGUAGCUGAUUUAUUGAUUCCUGCUCCAGUAGGAGGGAGUACCUUAUAUGACAUUGAUCUUGUUCUUGAGGUCAUGGAAGAGUUCUUAAUGCAUCAGCAUAGCCAUAUUCGAAGCAGCCUGCAGACCUCAGGAGAUCUUCUCGAAGGUAGGUGUUCUGGUUCAGUUUCUAGCAAUGCGACGGUCACUGUUGCAAAACUGAUUGAUGGGUACCUUGCUGAAACUGCCAAAGACCCUGCUCUACCUAUUUCAAAGUUUGUUGAAAUAGCUGAGAAGACAUCGAGUUUGUCGAGAGCAGUUCAUGAUGGGCUCUAUCGCGCUAUUGAUAUGUUUCUAAAGGAGCACCCAGACCUCACAAAGAUUGAGAAGAAGAAAAUAUGCAGUCUUAUGGACUGCAAGAAACUGUCACCAGAUGCGUGCAUGCACGCCGUGCAGAAUGACCGACUUCCCCUUAGAAUAGUAGUACAGGUCCUCUUUUUCCAUCAAGUGAGACAAUCUUCCAUAGCUUGUGUUGGUCAAUCACUUGUCCCUCAAGAAAAUGGUGCUGCCUCCUAUGGGGUUUCGAGAUCCGCAGCGACAACGGCAAAUACCAGGGAUGAAUGGGAUGGAGUCCCCACCGCCGGAGACAUCAGCUCUCUUAAAUCUAUGAAGCUAGUUGGUCGAGCAGGAACAGGAAGUGAAAAGAGUAGUAGCAGUGGUGACACAGGCAAGAAUUGUGAGGAUAAAGUUGGUGGAAAAGUGAAGUCUGUUCUCAUGCCUAGUAGAAUGCUGAGCAAGUUGUGGUCAGGGAAGGUAUACGGCGGUGAGAACAGUAGCUCCGACACAUCGGAAGGUCAGGGGUCAAUUAACCCCGACGAAGCUAAGUCCACCUCCACAUCAAGAAACCUAAGGUAUCAAGUUACUUAGCAGAGAGUUCUAAAGCUGGAUAUGGUGUUUGUAAACAGAAGUUGUUGAAGAAUUUAUGAGAGAGCUGAGAGGGCUUCCUUACAUGGAAAAGGUAUUGUUGUGUAUUGGGAUUCAUUACUGUGUACAGAAUGUUGAAUGUAGUAUUUUGUUCAUUAAUACACAACGAUACAUAGAAAUACCCAUAGCUCGGUGUGUAUUUGGAUGACUUCACAAUCUUUCCCAUGCAAGGCCAGCUCUCAUGGUGAUGGGGCAUAUAGAUGUUUCAAUUGUUUACAGUUGCACAAUGAGAAGAAAUUUUUGUUGUAAAAUGGAUUUUGGGAAGAAAGCUGCAUUGUCAUGGGAUCUUUUUUUUCAACGAGUCUUGCUGAGCAGCACUGAAGCUCUCUACCUAUGUUAUCAUAAGAAAAAAAAAAAUAUUUUAAGUUGCUGCAGCUGAGUAGAACUCCAGAUUGCACUAAGGCUUCUCUGUGUACAAAGUAAAUCUACAUUUGUGGGAGGAAUUGUUUUUUAUUUCAGGAUCUAAUUUGUAACUAAAACCAUGUUACUAUAGUUGACAGAACAAUGUUAAUUGUUAUUGAACACAUUUUCUUCCGUUUUUCA
Messenger RNA from Dendrobium catenatum, 3158 nucleotides. Its product is annotated as BTB/POZ domain-containing protein NPY3. Gene Ontology annotation, molecular function: protein binding. The record is from RefSeq and is a predicted model, not a curated record. Lineage: Eukaryota; Viridiplantae; Streptophyta; Magnoliopsida; Asparagales; Orchidaceae. Bases 672 to 2558 code for a protein of 628 amino acids. The transcript is spliced from 5 exons.